AUGGCAACGCCAAACGAUCAGCCGGACAUGAAUCUGAUUGUAAAGCUCUUGGAAGACAUACAACGACACCCGCCGGCCUUUACUGUGAAGACGUUGCUCGCGCAACACUACGUCUCGAUUGGGUGGUUUGACGCCGCUGUAGACUACAUUGCAGAGCUGAAGCGUGAGGCGCCCGGUGAUGCUGAAAUGAAACCUUUGGAAGAGUUUGCGCAUGCGACAAAAGCGGAGAACGGCGUCAAUUCUGGCAACAACUCCCGGAAGGACUUAGUCGAGGGCUACCGCGGUCUGCGUCAGAAGGCGAAGGGCAUCAUCAACGAUCUAUCACGUCUCCAAGCCCAGCAGAGGCAGAUUGGAACACCGAUAUCAGGACUUUCUGCGAGAAUCCAAGCCAUCUUGGUGGGCCAAGUCUCAUCUGGAAUCGUGACUGUCCGGCCGGCGGCCAAUCCUCAGCUCGUGGUGCGCGCGAUCCAGGGCAAUCCUGAAAAGGGUAUGGAUAUUGUAAUCGCUGAUCUUCAGGAUGAUAUAUACUACCAGAGGGCGCAAAAUUGGAGUAGAAAAGGCAAUGCCAGUCAUGCUGAGAAUCCACUGAGAGCUUGGCUAUUUAUGCAUGCCGAGCAUGAGAACCUCAGGCGCCGACUUAACGUCACCGAGACUAAUUACGCGUGGGAUCUAUCCGAGCCUGUACAAGCGAUCACGGCGAACGGCGGCGUGAUGCGUAAUCCGUUGGGCAGAGACAUGUUCACGCCGAAGGAUGGGCGCCGUAUAUUGAUGAGCCCGCAUGGGAAGCCGCUGGAUCAAAUACAGGCCAGACAACCUGAAUAUUCGCAGGGCGUGAGUCCGGAGACAAUUCAACGAUUAGAGGAAUUGGCAGACGUAAUGCUAGGCGAAGAGGAGAGAGAUCAGAUGACGAGUCGUAGGGAGAUAGGCGAUUUCCAGGCUUAUUUCACUACUUUACUAGACCGCAAGCAGAAGACUGUAGAGGCGUUCAGAUGCCCCGCUUAUGACACGCACACCGGCGACGCUAAAGCUACUGAGCUGUGCAUUCACAAAGCUGGGAAAUUCACCACGCAGGUUGCGGCCCACUUGAUGAAGAAAUGGGGAGAGCUGGGGCCGCCUAAAGGCUGUGUGGUUAUAUGA
Paraphaeosphaeria sporulosa is the source of this 1137-nucleotide messenger RNA. RefSeq lists its product as uncharacterized. The transcript has 5 exons. The coding region runs from base 1 to 1137 and encodes 378 amino acids. Lineage: Eukaryota; Fungi; Ascomycota; Dothideomycetes; Pleosporales; Didymosphaeriaceae. The record is from RefSeq and is a predicted model, not a curated record.